Chaetura pelagica (chimney swift) is the source of this 3414-nucleotide messenger RNA. RefSeq names its product FH2 domain containing 1 (gene FHDC1). The transcript is spliced from 11 exons. The record is from RefSeq and is a predicted model, not a curated record. Lineage: Eukaryota; Metazoa; Chordata; Aves; Apodiformes; Apodidae. Bases 1 to 3414 code for a protein of 1137 amino acids.
AUGCAUGUUAUGAAUUGUCUCUCCUUGGUCAAUGAUAAAGAAAAUGGGGCUAUUCCAGUUGCAACGGGAUUAAUGAACGAGGAUACGACGACAGCAUCUCAACUUUCUCAGCCUGCAGCACCGCCACCCCCUCCACCAUGUCCCCUCGCAGGGGCACCCCCAGCUCCUCCGCUCCCCCCGGGGCUGCCACCCCCCCCACCACCCCCUCCUCCGCUGCCUGGGCCGAACACACCUGUGCCUCCUCAGCUGACAAAUGGACAUGACAGUCACAGCAAAAAAAAACGAAUGCGGAGCUUUUUCUGGAAAACUAUCCCUGAAGAGCAAGUCCGUGGUAAAAACAAUAUCUGGACGAUUGCGGCAAGACCGCAGUAUCAGAUUGAUACAAAGAAAAUCGAGGAACUUUUUGGGCAGCAGGAAGAAACCAAACCCCAGGACCUCCGAAGUCGAUCUUCAAAGUCUUCAUUUAAAGAGACUAAAGAGGAGGUUUCCAUUUUGGAUGCAAAAAGAAGUAUGAACAUUGGGAUAUUUCUCAAACAAUUCAAAAAGUCUGCUGAAUCCAUCAUUGAAGAUAUUUAUCAUGGAAGAAGUGAGCCCUAUGGUUCUGAACUGCUGCAUGAAUUUCUUAAAUUAUUACCAGAAGCAGAGGAGAUAAAGAAGUUAAAAGCCUUUGAUGGAGAUGUAUCAAAACUGUCUCAAGCUGAUUCCUUCAUGUAUUAUCUAAUCCAGGUGCCAAACUAUGCUCUUAGGAUUGAAGCCAUGGUGUUGGAGAGGGAUUUCUCACCCUCCUGUGCUUCUCUACAAGAUGACAUGAAAAUUAUAAGACGGGCAACAGAAGAGCUAAUGACUUGUGAGGAACUGCAUUCCAUAUUGCACUUGGUCCUUCAGGCUGGGAACAUUAUGAAUGCGGGAGGUUAUGCUGGCAAUGCUGUUGGAUUUAAACUGUCAUCACUGCUCAAGCUGGCGGACACAAAAGCAAACAAACCUGGGAUGAGUCUGCUGCAUUUUGUUGCUCUGGAAGCCCAAAAGAAAGAUGCUGCUCUUCUCAACUUCUCAGAAAAAAUUAGGAAUGUUUAUGAUGCUGCCAGGUUAUCCACUGAUAAUUUAGAAGCAGAGCUCCACUCGCUGUCUUUCAAGGCAAGAUCUGUUAAAGACAGCAUUCGGCGAGACCCAAAACUCUUUCACCAGAUGGAAGGCUUUCUCAAGUUUGCUAUAAGACAUCUGAAGGAGCUUGAACACCAGAAACAAGAAUUACAAAAGGAGGGAAAUGCUCUCAUUGACUUUUUCUGUGAAGACAAAGAAACUAUGAAGUUGGAUGAAUGUUUCCAGAUAUUUAGGGACUUCUGUAUAAGAUUCAACAAGGCUGUUAAGGAAAAUAGAGAACGAGAGAUCCAGGAACUUAAUAGUCUGCAAAGGCGAAAGGAGCUGGAGGAGAAGCGUCGAUCCUGGGCAGCUGGAGAGCUUGGGAGCUUUGGGCGGAGCAGCAGUGAAAACGAUGUAGAGAUGUUGGCCAAAAAAGGACUUGAAGAAUUUCUUCCCUUCUUGCAGCAGAGACCUCAAAGCCCUUUGUACAGAAACACCAGUUCUAGACGCUCUCGACUUUCUUUGGGGAUUACUGCAGAUAGGGAGUUGCAGAGUUUCCUGGAAAUCGCAAAAGAUGAGGAUCCAAACAAGUUUAACAGCCUUCCCCGUGCAAACACCCGACAAGCAAGACCAAACGUAACCUGGACUGAAUCCAAAGAAACGAAAGAUCUCAACUUAAAUACCUUGCACUUACACCAGCAGUCUGAAACCAAAGUGAAAAGUGAUGGCCCACUGCAGGUGCCUCCAGCUGAGCCCAGUCGCUUCAGUGGCUCAGCUGGUCCUGGGGCCCGUUACUCACAGAGAAGCACUGACUGCAGCAUGCAUACUUCCAAUGUGUCCUGCGAGGAGUCCACAGAUAUAAAUGCUCUGGCCCUUGCAAUUGAGGAGCGUGAGCUUGUUAAAGGAUUACGUAAGUUUGAUAUUCAAGGAGCAAAGCCUGCAGAGGAUACACCUUUAAUAUAUUUAGAGGAUGCUGGUGGAACUGACGUGGAGACUCUAGAUGAUCUAAGCUUUCAUUCCCUUAGUGCUGCCGAUGACGACCUGCCUCCACCUUGCAGAAGUUCCAGAGAGGCCCUUGACCACAAAGCCAAGACAGUGGGUUGCAAGAGUGAAGCUUCAGAGCCCAACAGCAACAGUGCCAUGUCUAUGGACACAAGUGUCUCAGGAAGUCGGGAAGAUGGGCCAGUGUUCUACAUGUCAGAUACGACAACUGAUUGUUCUUUGACAUUGGACUCUGAAGAGGGAAAUGAUUUUAAAUCAGCAGGCAAUGAAGUAAGAAGUGAGACUGGUAAAGCACACUCUUCUGGGAGUGAUGCUCAGUAUAGGGCUAGAACAUUCUUCUCAAACCUGAAUUCUGCUUCUGCUAACGAUCUGUCUCUUCACACCUCUACAAAUGAUAAGGAUGAUGCCAACAGCAAGCAGACCCUACCAAAAGAAAAGCCUGUAAAAACUAAAGACGCAGCAGGACCAAAGAGAAACUCUCUAAAAGAUAGAUCUCCAAGCUCUUCAAAACCCAGUAGCACUCGCCCUAGCCACACAGCUCCUUCCAGAACAGUGAGAACUUUGAAUGCCUCUGAGAAUGAAAGUAUGAGGAAAGUGGUGCCUAUUUCUCGGUCAAACAGAGCACCCAGCAGCAUCAAAAAGCCAGAAGCCAAGCCGGCACCUCGGGAAACCAGUGCAGUGGAAAGUCGGUUGUCUCGCCGCAGCUCUGUCCGAGGCACAACAGACACGCUGCCGAGAACUCCUUACAGGCACAGCAUGUCAGUUGAAGAGCCAAAGUUACAGAGGGGCACUGUGACCUCAAGCAGUGCUCAUUUUGAGAGGGACAGAGUCUCUCUCAAGAAGCCAAGUUCAAAACCUGUUAGGAGUAACGUCAAAUCAAAGACAGAUGAAGCAAAGAUGUGUCGCUCCAGUGUAAAGCCCCAGACCCCCACAGAUGAUACCAAGGUUGCCACAGUUAGUGUUCCCAAGACACCAUCUGCUGUCCCAAACUUUGCAAGGAAUACAGUGGCUUCUUCUUCAAAGCGUGCAAAAGUGGAUCUAUCCAGCUCAUCCAAACCUCCAACCAUCACAAGGUCUGUAUCCCAGAGGCUGCCUAAAGUGAAGACAGCAGUGACCUCUGAUGAUCCGAGUCCAAAGGAGAACAGUGUGAGUACCUUAAAGAGAGCAAGUAGUGCCAGAGUGGUUGGAAGAAGCAUCCUGCAGGGAGAAUCUGUCAACGCUAGAGUAGAGUCUGCACCAAAGGAGCAGGGAACAGUGGAAAAGGCCUCUCUCAAACUGAAAGAUGCAAACCGGACCACGAUUGGUAAAAUACUGAAGCCGUUGCUGAAAUAA